AUGUUGUAUCCCGAUGAGGGGAGUGUUCCAAGUACACCUCGGAAAGCCAUUCCCGAUACGUUUGCAUCUCCGCAACUGAAAUCACCUGCAAAAAGAGGACUAAUUGGUAUCAGUCCCCUCAGAAGAACGUUACUGCCGACAAAGACUCCCAAUGGCCGAGCCGGGUCGUUAUCACCAGCACGACGGAGUUUGGCUGAUCAAUCUGCUCAGAAGAAAGCGGUUCUUUCCGGCUCAUUCUACGACAGAUUGAAGGCUGCACUGAAUGAGAACGAAGACUAUUUGGAUCGGCAGGUAAAAGAACAGGAAAUGAAAUUUGCUGAUAUUGUUGCUGGUAGAAAUAGGGGAAGUGGUACGUGGCCCGAAGUGAACUAUGAGGAGGAUGUGUCUUUGGAUACGCCUAGGACUCGGAGACGAAGACGGAAAGUUGUUGUAGAACGUACUCAAUUGAGUUCCAGCGAAGAUGAUGUAGGAGGCGAUGCUUUUGAGGAUAGUGACGAUGAGUAUAUGCCCAAGAGGGCACGGAAACAGGGCAAUAAGGUUAUGAAUAAUGAUGAAGAUGAAGAUGAUUUUGAGGAGGACGACUUGGAAGUAGAAGAUGACGAUAACAAUUUAGUUGACGAAGUCUCUUCAUUAAAAGAAGAGAUUCUACAUAAGAAGCGUGGAAGAAAACCAAAGAAGAAGGCAGUUACCGAAAUUGGGUCUCCAUUCCGUAGUAAGGGCGGACCUCAAGAUGAUUCACCUAAGAAAAUGGGUCGCCCUCCCAAAUCUGAAAUUAUUGCCCUGAAGAUUGAAAGUAUAUUCUAUGACCCCAAGACACAACGACCCAGCAACACUAUUCAUUCAGUUGAUAUCAAUUCUCUUCUUGGUAGUCUUUACGAGACAGGAAUCCCAACUAUCAGUGGUAUCAAACGAGACGUAAGCGAUGAGUUUGACACUCGACAGAAAAGCUUUGUGCCUAUGCCUUUACCAAAAGUGGAUUCAGAGGGCAAUAUCAUAGAUCAAGAGUACCUUGAUAAGUAUUUCUCCAAUAGACCAGUGAAUUCUCAACUGGCAGAGAAGAUAGGUGAUGAAAAGGCCUUUUAUAUGGAUGGCUCCGAGGGGUACUUUGAACAACACAGUAUCAGAGUCCGGCCCAGUUCCAAUUCAAUAUCUCAGCUUGCUCCAGACAUUGAUUACGAUGAGUUUUCUGCAUUAGUGGCGGAGAGUAAUAAGAUAGCAAAGAACGAGAAGCUAGCACUUGGGUUUGCUAGGAAAUCUUUAUACAACCAAUGGUGUUUUGAGUUAGAACAAGGGUUCAAUAUCAAUUUUUAUGGGGUGGGAUCGAAAAUGAACACCAUUAUGGAUUUUGUUACUGGCCAUCUUUUAGAUAAGGUUGAACAGAUUUAUGAUGGUUCAGAAGCUCCAAGAGUUCUUGUGGUGAACGGAUUUAAUCCCACUUUAAAAUUGAAGAAGGUGGUUCAAGAUAUUCUUUCAUGCUUUGUACCCAAGGAUUCCAGUGAAAAAUACCCUAAACAUAUUUCCGAUACUGUGAGUUACUUGAUUGGGUGUGUCACCAAGCAAAGAAAGACCACCAAUCCCACCACAACCAAUAACCAGCCGAAACUAAUAUUGGUGAUCCACAAUGUGGAUGGUGAACGACUUCGAGACGACAAAUCCCAGGACUUACUAUCACAAGUAUGUGCAAUACCCGAAAUAUGGACCAUUACAUCUACAGACAAUAUCAAUGUGUCUGUGUUAUGGGAUCUUUAUAAGACCAAGAAUUUUAAUUUCAUUUGGCAUGACUUGACGACAUUUGAACCUUACAUCAACGAGAUGUCGUUUAAAGAUGUGUUGAGCAUGGGUAGAUCUAAGAAGUUUGUGGGUAACAAGGGUGCCAAAUUUGUGUUGAGUUCUUUGACUGAUAACCAGAGAGAUGUGUAUCGUAUUAUGCUUCGACAUCAAAUUGAAAAGAUCUUGGUGGGGACCAAUAAGCAAGCACGGAACGGUUUAAGAGGAAGUAUCAAGUUUGGAAUUCCUUUCAAAGUGUUGUACGAUUCGUGUGUUGAAGACUUUGUUGUAUCGAAUGAAGUCAAUCUUCGGUCCAUGGUUGGUGAAUUUGUUGAACAUAAAAUGGCUAAACUUACUAAAGAUGAAACAGGAACAGAGAUUGUAUUUAUACCAUUUAAUUUCGAUGAGAUGGAAAGAGUUUUACAAGCUGAGUUCAACGAAUCAAUAGGUAAAGAAGAUUUAUAG
Lizanozyma spartinae is the source of this 2232-nucleotide messenger RNA. It is a transcript of the gene ORC2, whose product is annotated as origin recognition complex subunit 2. Gene Ontology annotation, biological process: DNA replication. Gene Ontology annotation, molecular function: DNA replication origin binding. The record is from RefSeq and is a predicted model, not a curated record. Lineage: Eukaryota; Fungi; Ascomycota; Pichiomycetes; Serinales; Debaryomycetaceae. The transcript has a single exon. Bases 1 to 2232 code for a protein of 743 amino acids. Gene Ontology annotation, cellular component: nucleus; nuclear origin of replication recognition complex.